AUGAACAGUCGAGGGCUUUCGUUGAUCAGCUCGCCCCGUGUCGUGAAGGAGAAGACCAUAGCGAAGACGCAGAACACGCGAGUUCCCAACUGCUCGAAUUUGCUUGAUCUGGGCGGGUCGCACUGCAAGCAAGUCGCAAGUUUAGUUUUACCCCGAUCACCGUCGUCGCGAGUAAGGAGUGUACGAGAAAGUACGAAGAGAAGUGUAAAGUGUUCUAAUCGACAGAGGAAGACCUGGACGAUUAAUAAGCCAAACGCCCCGAAUCGUUCCUGGUUCGCCGCGUGCUACGGCACGGUCAAAAGCGUGAUUAAGCCAAAACUAUCGUGCGGACGUCACCAUCGCACUGAACCAGCAAGUCGCCGUCGGCGACUUCGCCGCUGUUAGGGCAUAUCCAAGCAGUAAGUUCACUUAAAUAGUAGAAUUGAUUCGAAAUUAACAGUAGACACGAU
Messenger RNA from Culex quinquefasciatus (southern house mosquito), 449 nucleotides. RefSeq lists its product as uncharacterized. The record is from RefSeq and is a predicted model, not a curated record. The transcript has 5 exons. Bases 1 to 384 code for a protein of 127 amino acids. NCBI's taxonomy places the organism in Eukaryota, Metazoa, Arthropoda, Insecta, Diptera, Culicidae.